This is a messenger RNA of Colossoma macropomum (tambaqui), 1892 nucleotides long. RefSeq names its product 3-hydroxyacyl-CoA dehydratase 4 (gene hacd4). The transcript is spliced from 7 exons. Bases 994 to 1704 code for a protein of 236 amino acids. NCBI's taxonomy places the organism in Eukaryota, Metazoa, Chordata, Actinopteri, Characiformes, Serrasalmidae. Gene Ontology annotation, biological process: fatty acid elongation; sphingolipid biosynthetic process; very long-chain fatty acid biosynthetic process. The record is from RefSeq and is a predicted model, not a curated record. Gene Ontology annotation, cellular component: endoplasmic reticulum membrane. Gene Ontology annotation, molecular function: 3-hydroxyacyl-CoA dehydratase activity.
UUAACUUAGAAAUGUUAAUGAUCUGCACCGUAAAUGCAAGUUUUAACAUUGUUGAACAAAUUGAUAUUUUACUCAAACAACUGAAUGCAUUAUGUAGCUAAAUAGCACAUUUGUAGUAAAUGUUGCUUCUAAAUAUUAUCUUCCCUGCUGAAAAAAACAGCAUAGACCAGGCUGCCUUCCCAGCUGGUCUGACUAUGCACAACUGUAUAAAUGUUUAUUUUACGUUCAUAUCAUUCUGUAAUAUUCUGCAUAUAUUAGUUAUUGUAUCAUCUUUAUUCAGACCUGCAUAUGUAUAGAUAUUCAUAUCUGUACAAAUAUUCACACAUCUCUGUAGCUCCUUUCACAUCAGCUCCUUAUUAUGAUUAUAUUAUUUCAUAUUUUCAUUUUAUUUGUCCCUUAGAGGAAUAUUUGUCAGUAGUCUGUGUGCUUCUCUGGUCUGUUCAGUGUGUUACAUGUCAUACAUGUGUGCACUCACCAAGACUAAUACCUUGUAUGUGUAACUUAUUUGGUGAAAUAAAGUGAUUCUGAUUCUUAAGUUAAAAUCAAUUUGUAACCUUAACAUAAAAUUAAUUAGUUAAUUUACUCCAAAAAAAAAACAGCUAUCUAAAAAAAAAAAAGUAAACUCAGUGUUGUAAAUGUAGUGUGGCUGCCUUAACACUUUAAUUUUACUGAACUUCCCAUUGCAGGUUAACAGGAUUAUUGUUGUGUUAACAUACUAUUUAAUGCUCAAUAAAACAACAAAUCAAUUCUAACAGUGUUUUACUACUAAACGCCAUAUUAAACAAACCUGCACAGUGACCCCUCUGUUCAUCCACAUCUCCUCGACUAAAAUCCAGAGAGAAACGCUCUCCCUGCUGGACAUCCAAACUCUCACUCAGUCUCCAGCCCUUUGGUGAAUUUUUGGGAAAGCCCACCGCCGGCCCUGCCCUUCUGACGUCAGCGGGAGAAUCUGAGGGGAGAAGUCAGACUCGCUGUUUUCCACAGAAAAGCGGGAUGGACACCGAACACAGUCUCCACAAAGCAGCGAAGGACAUGAGGUGCAGCAUCGGGCUUGCCUACCUGUUCUUGUACUACUUGCUACAGUUUUGUGGACACUCAUGGAUCUUUGCAAACAUGUCUGCCAGAUUUCUCUCAUUUGGCUGCGAUGCUUUAGCUGGCACAUUCUAUUUUGUGGGAGUGAUGAUGUGUCUGUGCCAGCUUCUGUCAGUACUGGAGCUUUUUCACAUAGCAGAUGGACUUGAAGAAAGCAGACUCCUCCCUCGCUUGGUCCAGGUGAUGGAGAGAAAUUUCCUUUUAUACUUGAUCAUCAGCCAAGAGGAGUUUCAGAGUAAAACAAUAGUGUGUGUGCUGUUUUAUCUGUGGAAUAUUUCAGAUCUGUUAAGGUAUCCAUACGAGCUCCUGUGUCUCAUCAGCACCCCAUCGUUCAAUAUGCUGUGGGCACGCCACACCGUCUCCAUUCCGGUCUAUAUACUAUCUGUGAUCGCAGAAGGAAUCAGUGUUUUACAGGCACUUCCUUACUACGAGUCUCAGGAGAUGUAUUCUGACGAGCUUAAAGCACCUGUUUCUGUCUAUGUCCAUUUUCCAUACCUGCUAAAGGCUUACCUUCCUCUGUUGGCAGCAGGUUCUGGCAUGACAGUACUAAUCUUGCUGAAACAAAGGACACAGACAUUUGACAGCUGGAAUAAGAAGAUGAAGAUAAGUUAACUGAAGAAAUUCUCAGUGUUACAAAAUGCCAUUAUGUUUUUAUUAAGUGAAAAGGACAUAAGCUAAAAUGCACUUUGGUGCCCAUUUUUAUUUUCUCUUUUUGGGCCCGAAUCAUGGAAAUCCAGAUUUUUCUCACUUUUAUGACUGUGUUGAAGUUUCAAAACAUAACGGUCACUGCCCAAACCAUC